This is a messenger RNA of Daucus carota subsp. sativus, 622 nucleotides long. RefSeq names its product sm-like protein LSM5. Gene Ontology annotation, biological process: mRNA splicing, via spliceosome. The coding region runs from base 127 to 390 and encodes 87 amino acids. The transcript has 4 exons. Lineage: Eukaryota; Viridiplantae; Streptophyta; Magnoliopsida; Apiales; Apiaceae. Gene Ontology annotation, molecular function: RNA binding. The record is from RefSeq and is a predicted model, not a curated record. Gene Ontology annotation, cellular component: U4/U6 x U5 tri-snRNP complex; U6 snRNP; Lsm1-7-Pat1 complex.
UUCGAGGCGGGAGUAAUUUUUGCUACUUAAACCUGCCUGCAAGAGAAUUUAGCCAAAAUAUAAAAUCAAACAGCAGAGAGAUCGAUUAUCUCAUACAAUUAUACAACACAAUUUAUUGUCAGAGCCAUGGCUAACAACCCUUCUCAACUUCUCCCUUCAGAGCUGAUAGAUCGAUGUAUUGGGUCAAAGAUUUGGGUGAUAAUGAAAGGAGACAAGGAGCUAGUUGGAACUCUCAGGGGUUUUGAUGUUUAUGUCAACAUGGUUCUCGAAGAUGUCACUGAAUAUGAAUUCACUGCUGAAGGACGUAGAGUAACAAAGCUGGAUCAGAUCUUGCUUAAUGGAAACAACAUUGCGAUUCUUGUCCCUGGUGGUUCUCCUGAUCCAGAAUGAGUGUGGUGGCCUGGGGAUUUUCUUUUGGAAUUGUCCGUGGUUUUAUCAGGGCAGCAAUUUUAAGGAAUGUAGCUUACCUUAACUUAGUGUUGGCAUGCUUGUAAUGGAUGGAUGAAUUAAUCAAUAUGUUUUAUAAGCUAUUGUAUUUGACACAUGUUAAAUUAACUUUUUAUAAUCCUCUCAUGUAAUAUGAUUUUUUUUUUUGAAUUUAGACAUCUAUUGUUUUCCCUUA